AGCCCUCCGAGUCUCGACGCUCCCAGACUCCUCCCGCAGCUGCCCCAGGACGCCGCCUCCUCGCUUCCCCGCUCAAUGCGCUUGCGCGAGUCCUCCGCGUCCUUGUGGUCGCCGCCCUGCACGGCGGGCCGAGGAGUGGGCCAGGCAAGAUGCAGAACUGGAGGCGGAUGUGCUGCGCUCUCGGCCAGAGAAGUCAUUUUAGCCGGAUCCGUGGCUUACAAGGUAUUUCUGUAUUGCCUGUAAGGACUUACGCUGAUCAAGUAGAUGCUGAUAUUACAGUUAUUGGAUCUGGUCCUGGGGGUUACGUUGCUGCUAUAAAAGCUGCUCAACUUGGCUUUCAGACUGUUUGUGUGGAGAAAAAUGAGACCUUAGGUGGAACCUGCUUGAAUGUUGGAUGUAUACCUUCCAAGGCCUUACUGAACAAUUCACACCUUUAUCAUUUGGCCCAUGGCAAAGACUUUGCUAAUAGAGGAAUUGAAAUUACAGGGCUCCGGCUGAAUUUAGAGAAGAUGAUGGAACAGAAAAGCGGUGCAGUGAAGGCUUUAACAGGUGGAAUUGCUCAUUUGUUUAAACAGAAUAAGGUGACACAUGUGUCCGGUUUUGGAAAAAUAACGGGGAAAAAUCAGGUCACAGCAACUAAAGAUGACGGCAGCAGUCAGGUUAUUAACACGAAGAAUAUUCUUAUUGCUACAGGCUCAGAAGUCACACCUUUCCCUGGAGUUACGAUCGACGAGGACACAAUUGUAUCGUCUACUGGUGCAUUAUCUUUAAAACAAGUCCCUGAAAAAAUGGUGGUCAUUGGUGCAGGUGUCAUUGGUGUGGAACUAGGCUCGGUGUGGCAGCGUCUAGGUGCUGAUGUAACAGCUGUGGAGUUCCUUGGCCAUGUUGGUGGUUUGGGCAUUGAUAUGGAGAUCUCGAAGAACUUCCAGCGAAUUUUACAGAAACAAGGGCUUAAAUUUAAACUCAAUACCAAAGUUACUGGUGCAACCAAGAAACCAGAUGGAAAGAUUGACGUUUCGAUUGAAGCUGCUGCUGGAGGCAAAGCGGAAGUGGUCACUUGUGACGUUCUCCUAGUGUGUAUUGGCCGACGCCCUUUCGCUAAGAACCUUGGCCUGGAGGAAGUGGGUAUUGAACUAGAUAACAGGGGCAGAAUCCCAAUCAACAACAGAUUCCAAACCAAAAUCCCCAACAUCUACGCUAUUGGCGAUGUAGUGGCUGGACCUAUGCUUGCUCACAAAGCUGAAGAUGAAGGGAUUCUGUGCGUUGAGGGAAUGGCUGGCGGUGCCGUUCACAUUGACUACAACUGUGUGCCCUCAGUGAUUUAUACACACCCUGAGGUUGCUUGGGUUGGAAAAUCAGAAGAACAGCUGAAAGAGGAGGGGACAGAAUACAAGGUUGGAAAAUUUCCAUUUGCAGCAAACAGCAGAGCCAAGACCAACGCAGACACAGAUGGCUUGGUCAAGAUACUAAGUCACAAGUCCACGGACAGGAUGCUGGGAGCUCAUAUUCUAGGCGCGGGUGCUGGAGAAAUGGUGAACGAAGCUGCGCUCGCAAUGGAAUAUGGAGCAUCGUGUGAAGAUGUCGCUAGAGUCUGUCAUGCCCAUCCGACUGUAUCGGAAGCAUUCCGGGAAGCCAAUCUGGCCGCAUCGUUUGGCAAGGCUAUCAACUUCUGAAGGGAAAGGAAAUCCCUCAUGUAUAAAGCACAUAUUUUUUUGGUGAAAAUGGACGGAUAUCGCUGUGGAACGUUGAGACUGUUGAAUACUUCUAGAACUGAAUUAAGUGAACUUUUUGUUUAAAACAUGGCAUCUUCAAACAAAUGAGGUUGGGAAAUAAUGAUUUCACCCAGCGGCUGUGUAUACAGCACGUUUGUAUUGUUAGCUAUAUAUUAUGUUCUGCCGAGGACAGACGACAGCCAAGGCAUCUUAAGGUUGUGGGCCACCAAAAGGUUCCAUCAUGUAUUUGGGUAAAAUAUACUGGCUGAUAUUCUC
Messenger RNA from Heteronotia binoei (common prickly gecko), 1988 nucleotides. It is a transcript of the gene DLD, whose product is annotated as dihydrolipoamide dehydrogenase. The coding region runs from base 150 to 1673 and encodes 507 amino acids. Lineage: Eukaryota; Metazoa; Chordata; Lepidosauria; Squamata; Gekkonidae. The record is from RefSeq and is a predicted model, not a curated record. Gene Ontology annotation, molecular function: dihydrolipoyl dehydrogenase (NADH) activity; flavin adenine dinucleotide binding. Gene Ontology annotation, cellular component: mitochondrion; oxoglutarate dehydrogenase complex. The transcript is spliced from 14 exons.